CAGGCCCGGGGCGCCGGGGCACUCGGGGGCCUGGCGGCAGUUGCGUCUGCUGGCCGAGCACCGGCCCUGCUUUUCUGCGGGACGCGCGACUGCUGCUGUUGCUGCCGCCCCGGCCACCACCGUCGCCGCCGCCGACCUCCACGGCCGCAGUCUCCCCCUCUCGGAUGGACGCUCUGCCCCGCGGUGGGCUCCACCUGAAAGAGGAACCGCUGCUGCCCUCCAGCCUGGGCUCGGUGCGCUCUUGGAUGCAGAGCGCGGGUAUCCUGGACUCCAGCACCGCAGCGCAGAGUGGCGUGGGCCUGGCAAGAGCACAUUUUGAAAAGCAGCCCCCCUCCAACCUCAGGAAGUCCAACUUCUUCCACUUCGUGCUGGCCAUGUACGACCGGCAGGGGCAGCCCGUGGAGGUGGAGCGCACAGCCUUCAUCGACUUCGUGGAAAAGGAUCGAGAGCCUGGGGCAGAAAAGACAAACAACGGGAUCCAUUACCGCCUUCGGCUGGUGUAUAACAACGGACUUCGGACAGAGCAAGACCUGUAUGUGCGCCUCAUCGACUCCAUGUCGAAGCAGGCUAUCAUCUAUGAGGGACAGGACAAGAAUCCUGAGAUGUGCCGGGUGCUGCUCACUCACGAGAUCAUGUGCAGCCGGUGCUGUGACCGCAAGAGCUGUGGUAACCGGAACGAGACGCCUUCAGAUCCAGUCAUUAUUGACAGGUUCUUCCUCAAAUUCUUUCUCAAAUGCAACCAGAACUGCUUGAAGAAUGCAGGGAAUCCCCGAGACAUGCGCCGCUUCCAGGUGGUGGUAUCCACAACAGUUAGUGUGGAUGGACACGUGUUGGCUGUGUCUGACAACAUGUUUGUGCAUAACAACUCCAAGCAUGGCCGCAGGGCCCGACGCCUGGACCCUUCUGAAGGUGAGGAUUCCCAGCCCAGCCCUGGCCAGCCUCAGUCUUCUCCACCUUGGUGCAGUUCUCUGACCUGGGUCCUCUCCUACCUCCCAGCUGCCACCCCCUGUAUCAAGGCCAUCAGCCCCGGGGAGGGCUGGACCACAGGAGGCGCCACGGUCAUCAUCAUCGGAGACAACUUCUUCGACGGGUUGCAGGUCGUGUUUGGCAACGUGCUCCUGUGGAGCGAGCUCAUCACCCCCCAUGCUAUCCGGGUGCAGACGCCACCACGACACAUCCCUGGGGUAGUAGAAGUGACCCUCUCCUACAAGUCCAAGCAGUUUUGUAAAGGAGCCCCUGGCCGCUUUGUCUACACAGCCCUAAAUGAGCCUACCAUUGACUACGGAUUCCAGAGACUACAGAAAGUCAUUCCCAGACACCCGGGGGACCCCGAGAGGCUACCCAAGGAAGUGCUGCUGAAAAGGGCGGCUGACUUGGCGGAGGCCCUGUAUGGAGUGCCCAGCAGUAACCAGGAGCUCCUCCUGAAGCGUGCGGCAGACGUGGCCGAGGCUCUGUACAGCGCCCCGCGUGCGCCUGCACCGCUCGGACCCCUGGCCCCUAGCCACCCGCACCCUGCCGUCGUGGGCAUCAACGCUUUCAGCAGCCCUCUGGCCAUCGCCGUCGGGGACGCCACGCCGGAGCCCGGCUAUGCUCGCAGCUGCGGCAGCGCAUCUCCCCGGUUCGCGCCCAGCCCUGGCUCUCAGCAGAGCAGCUACGGCAGUGGCCUUGGAGCUGGCCUCGGCAGCUAUGGCGCACCGGGUGUGACUGGCCUCGGAGUGCCCGGAUCCCCUAGCUUCCUCAAUGGCUCCACUGCAACCUCACCUUUCGCCAUCAUGCCCUCUAGCCCCCCGCUGGCGGCUGCCUCUUCCAUGUCCCUUCCGGCCGCUGCCCCCACCACCAGCGUCUUCUCCUUCUCGCCCGUCAACAUGAUCUCCGCUGUCAAACAGAGGAGCGCCUUCGCCCCUGUGCUGCGCCCACCCAGCUCCCCAUCCCAGGCCUGCCCCAGAGCCCACAGAGAGGGCCUUCCAGACCAGCCUUUUGAAGAUACUGACAAGUUCCACUCUGCAGCCCGGGGGCUCCAGGGCCUGGCGUACUCCUAAUUAUGGUCUGCAGGUGCUGUCCCCAGUGAGGCUGGGCUGGAGGUCCUGGAUUCACAUUCAUGGCCAGAUGGCAGCACAAACAGAUACUGGGUCAGGACUUUGGAUAGACCUCAAUCUCUGGGAUACACAGGGAGAGGCCUUCACCUCUGUGCUCAAGACCCCCCUCAUGCCCACGGACCCUCACACUUACCUCUCUUUCUUGGGGGCACAUUAGAAUCCCAGCACUGUGAAGGAUGCUCUCGGAAGGAGAGCGUCAUAGGGAGGCAUUGGGGUGUCGGGCCUUACCCGCUGGAUCGGUUCCUCUGUAAGGGAGUGAUUUUGGUGCAGACCAGAGAUGUUGGUAAGAUGAGCAAGAAUGAGGAACUAUGGGAAAGAGGACAGCUCAGGGAGAGGUCAUCUAGAGAGGCCCUGUUUGCAUCUGACCAGUCACACCUGACCCAGUAGCCCACCUUCUCUUUUGCGAGCAAGGUGCUGUCUCGAAGUCUCAGGAGGCCCAUUCAGCUCCCGUGGAGCUGCCCACAAGCCACUGGACCCCAAUGGCUGCCCCCCCCCCCACUUCCUCUGAGAGUAGCACAUUCAUGCCGAUCACAUCCCACCUCCUUGUGGGGGUUUUAGGCGUGGAAGAUGCACAGAAGGGCCUCCUGAAGUUUAACUCUUACCCAAAUGGAUGGUUCAUGAAUUUUGUCCCCCUACCACCACACACCCAACUCUAGCUGGCCCCAAAGAACAGCCUGGCUGUGCCUUGGUGGCCUCGCCCUCUGCCGAGUUUGGACAAAAUGGAACAAUAAAACCUGAUACAGG
Acomys russatus (golden spiny mouse) is the source of this 2840-nucleotide messenger RNA. It is a transcript of the gene Ebf4, whose product is annotated as EBF family member 4. The transcript has 17 exons. Lineage: Eukaryota; Metazoa; Chordata; Mammalia; Rodentia; Muridae. Bases 165 to 2039 code for a protein of 624 amino acids. Gene Ontology annotation, molecular function: DNA-binding transcription factor activity, RNA polymerase II-specific; RNA polymerase II cis-regulatory region sequence-specific DNA binding. Gene Ontology annotation, biological process: regulation of transcription by RNA polymerase II. The record is from RefSeq and is a predicted model, not a curated record.